Molecule: messenger RNA, 1983 nt
Organism: Monomorium pharaonis (pharaoh ant)
Lineage: Eukaryota; Metazoa; Arthropoda; Insecta; Hymenoptera; Formicidae
Product: NADPH-dependent diflavin oxidoreductase 1
Cellular component (GO): cytosol
Molecular function (GO): FMN binding; flavin adenine dinucleotide binding; NADPH-hemoprotein reductase activity
Source: RefSeq, a predicted model, not a curated record
GCGUUCGCGCGCGCUCCACGGCAUGCUGCUCCACCCGAUGCUGACGAACUGCUCCGCGACGGCGACGGCGGCGGUGACGACGACGACGACGACAGCGGCGGCGGCGAUCUCGCUCGCUGGCCUGCGGAAGUGCUGUACGGAAGCGAAACCGGAACCGCUCAAGAUGUUGCCGAGCAGAUCUGGAAAAGCGCCAAAAGGAAAGGAUUGCAAAGCACCGUGUCAUCACUGGAUGAUUACAAUAUUCAAAAUUUUUCUUCCGAACAAUUAAUUAUCUUUGUUGUGGCGACAACUGGACAAGGAGACCCUCCAGCCAACAUGAGACAAUUUUGGAGACAUCUAUUACGCAAAAAUCUUCCAACAACCUUGCUUCAAAAUCUAAAAUAUGGCGUACUCGGAUUAGGCGACAGUUCAUAUUCAAAAUUCAACUUUGCUGCGAAGAAAUUGAAUAAACGUCUUGCGCAAUUAGGUGGGAAAGAAUUAUUAUCCAUUGGACUUGCUGAUGAUCAGCAUAAUCUGGGAAUUGAUGCUGUAGUUGAUCCUUGGAUCAAAAAAUUAUGGGAAGAAAUUGCGGACGUUUUCGAAAUUUCUCUAGAAGACAAAAUAAAUGAAAAAAAUUUAAUAAUUGAAAGAUACAGUGUUUCAAUAAUAGAACUGAAUCGAUUAAAUCCAAUACAUAUUAACGAACAGUUAAUAGAUAGUCCCUAUGAAUCAAAUACUGACAUCUAUGCACAAGAAACACUUAUAAAUAGUAAUAUUAGGAUAGGUAAAAUAGUCGAAAAUAUAAGAACUAUCCAAGAUCACUUUCAAGAUGUUAGAUUAAUAGCAAUCCAAGUGGAUAACAUUAAAUAUAAUCCUGGAGAUGUUAUCUACAUUAGGCCGAAGAAUACUGUAGGACAAGUAAAACGGUUUUUCGAUAUAUUACACGAACAUGAUAUAAAAUUGUUUCCGGAUACAAUGAUUCAAGUCGAAAAAGAAAUAAAAGUUCCAUUUGUUUUAAAACGAAAUUUAACUUUAAAAGAAAUUGUUGAACAGUACUGGGAUCUGAAUUUCAAGCCACGAAGAUCUACUAUGCAUACUUUAUCUCUUAUCAGCGAAAAUGAACUGGAGAAAGAGAAACUGUGUGAAUUUGCCAGUCCAAUUGGCCAAGAAGAACUUUAUGAUUAUGUAAACAGACCAAGGAGAAACAUUUUGGAAGUUCUUACAGAUUUCCCUCACACGACCAGUAAACUAAAUAUUAAAUUAUUAUUUGAAAUUAUGUCACCUAUAAAGCCACGUCCCUACAGCAUUGCCUCCAGCUUAGAAGACACUCCAAAUAAAAUACAAAUUUUGGUAGCAGUAGUCAAAUUUAAAACUCGAUUGAUGGAGCCAAGGUUUGGAUUAUGUUCAAAGUGGGUGGCAAAUUUAAAAAAUAAUGAUAAAGUGAUAUUUUGGCUGCAGAAAGGAACUUUUCAAUUUGAUAAUGAUAAACCGAUGAUUUUGAUUGGUCCUGGCACUGGAGUGGCUCCGUUUAGAUCUUUGCUUUUAGAAAGAGCAAAAAAAGGAGAAGAUUUAAAAGAAUGCAUCCUAUUUUUUGGAUGUAGGAAUAAGAACCAAGAUUAUCACUGCAAAGAAGACUUUGAACGUUUAUCAAGGACGAAUAAUCUAAGACUAUUUUGUGCGUUUUCCAGAGAUCAAGAUCACAAAAUAUAUGUGCAACAUCUUAUUCGACAACAAAGACAAUUAUGCUGGGAAUUUUUAGAAAAUAAUGGGAAUAUUUAUUUAGCGGGAAAUUCUAAAGAUAUGCCAAAUAACGUCCGCGACGAAUUCGUUAGUUUAGCAAAAGAAAUUGGUAAAAUGACGAAAGAACAGGCAGAAACAUUUGUCAGAUAUUUGGAGAAAAAUAAUAGAUAUCAAACAGAAACUUGGGGUUGAUAAAACAUUUAAAAAAUCACAAAUUUAUGAAAAAUAUUUAAUAGGCAAAAAUAUAGCUUUUAUAUGAAAGGA